AAGAUGUCCCGUUUGUUGCUUCUUGUGGCAUGUUCAUGCUUUGGGAGAGGAAAUUCGGUUGAAAAUUCGUCCAUUAUGACACGCCUGCCAGACAUUGUGGCGGAAUUCUGCCCCGGCGCUAACGUGUGUCUUGAAAACCAGUCGUCUCAAGUACAAACGAAAGUGUUCAGACCUGGAACUGAAUCUUGUUGUACUGGUUGCUCAUGUGACCCACGCUGUGCGGAAAAUGGAAAAUGUUGUUUCCCGUACGAGGAGACAUUGCAUCAACAAGGAAAAGAACGCAUGGAAAAUUUUGGAAAAGGCUUUUCCUGUCUGUUCCCAAUGACAAUACCACCAGCAGAAAGGGAUCGACAUCGGUUUCAUUCAUACAAGAUGGUUUCCUUGGUUCCUGGAAACGAUCAAGAUUCUAGGGAACUGGCAUCCAAUAUUCCUUGUGGAGAUACAAUUGUAGCUCCUUGGGGCAGUUUGUAUCCCGUAUACUCGGCAAAAUCCAAACAGUUAUAUAAGAAUAUGAAAUGUGCAAUUUCCGAUGGUGUAACUGACGGCAUACUUUGGGAUGCCGUACUUGAUUGCAAUACAGUUAUAGAUAUUAGGUCAGAUGUAAACAAAUUUCUCCUCGAGCUAGAGUCAAAUUCAAUUCCUAAUCACUGUACUGUGAGAUUCAUCUUUCCAGGUCAUUUUGAAAAUAUGCACCCAUUCAAAUGCUUUCUAUCGCUCAUAGAUACCUGUCCUGAGUCGUCUGAAUUUGAAAUACCCGAAAGUUCUGGUCUUUCAAGGGAAAAUAUAAUGCAUUUGUGUACAAGCGGGUUUGUAUCGCCUUAUCGGCAGUUGAAAUUGUAUGCCAACGUAUUUUGUCAUAUUUGUAAUGCUGAGUUCUUUAUAAAGGAGAUGUUUUGCAAAAAGAUUCAAGACGAUGGACGUAAACGUAUCUUUAAAGGCGGAUUUGCCGGGCUGAUUGACGGAGAUUUUAUUAAUAAUGGCCGACUGGACAACCUUGGAGAGGCAACGGACGUUCCAGUUGCAUGCGGCAUUGUAAAUACCAGCGUAUGUCGACCAGUGUUUUGUCCAUCAGGGCAGCUGCGGGACAGAACCGGUAGAUGCACAUAUCCGAACAAAUUUUGGUACGACCAGGAAUAUACUGUUUAUAUCAAACUUUCGACAGAAAAGAUCAUCAAUAUUACUGAAGUGUUUGAGAUUCCACUUGGUUCUGUCUGGACAAGGAAUUUGCCUGAUCUCAAAUCGCCAUGGCCAAACCACUGGAUUUUUGAAUCACUAUAUCAUGAAUUUACGGAUAAAGACACUUCAUCUUUUUUAGCCAUAAUUAGAACCAAACUAUCAACCGUAGAGCCCGGGCGUAUCGUGCAAAAUAUAAACAGGACGGUGACGAGAGAAUGGUUGUUAAAACAUAACAAUGUCACAAUUGUUCUAAAAGCAAACUUUAUGCCGACAUCUACGAUUAACUUUGUAGAUAAUGAUACCGAAGCCAUGUCAGUCUCCGGCAAUCUUUCCGAGAAUCUCGAGCAACCGCGGUACCGCCUCGUGUACCAAGGAUGGAAUACUAAAACAGACCUGCAUAUGAUCACGAAGCUCUAUCUUUGCGACCAGGUUGAACUGAAUCAGUUUGAAUUUAUUCUAAUCCGAGACGAGAAAACACUUUACAAUAUUAUCACACAGCGUUUCAUGUUUGACGGCGAGUUUGCACUCAUAUCGAGCAGCGCGUUUGAAGGAGUUCGCGCUAGAAUUUGCAUUGAAGACUCCGGAAUGUACAAAACCUUCAAAGUCACAAUGCAGAAUGUAGGCGCAUUUCGUACAGUCUAUGUCCUUGGACUUGUUGCUGCAGCAUUGCUUUUUCGUGUUUUGUAAAUUCAAUACAAAGUAUAUGUACUGUUCUGUCUGAUGUAUAAAAGUGUUAAAGUAACUGUUCAGUUGCAGGAAACAAAAAAAAGUAAAUGAUACACCGGGAUAGUGGUUAGUAUCAACAUUUCGUGCUUUGAA
This is a messenger RNA of Mercenaria mercenaria, 1995 nucleotides long. RefSeq lists its product as uncharacterized. NCBI's taxonomy places the organism in Eukaryota, Metazoa, Mollusca, Bivalvia, Venerida, Veneridae. The coding region runs from base 4 to 1863 and encodes 619 amino acids. The record is from RefSeq and is a predicted model, not a curated record. The transcript has 3 exons.